This is a messenger RNA of Toxorhynchites rutilus septentrionalis, 879 nucleotides long. Its product is annotated as m7GpppN-mRNA hydrolase-like. NCBI's taxonomy places the organism in Eukaryota, Metazoa, Arthropoda, Insecta, Diptera, Culicidae. Gene Ontology annotation, biological process: deadenylation-dependent decapping of nuclear-transcribed mRNA. The transcript has a single exon. Bases 1 to 879 code for a protein of 292 amino acids. Gene Ontology annotation, cellular component: cytoplasm. The record is from RefSeq and is a predicted model, not a curated record. Gene Ontology annotation, molecular function: hydrolase activity; manganese ion binding; RNA binding.
AUGGACUUGUCGCAAACCGUUGCCAUCCCGGAGCAUAUUUUGGAUUAUUUGGCCAACACAUACAUAUGGUGUAUGUCGCCAAGCGAUCGUAAAGAUACGUAUCGAAUCUGCGCCCAAGUGAGGAAAGCCUACUGGUUCUACUUGGACCAGGUUUGCUAUACACCCCCGGAGAAGUAUACUCUCAAAAACUUCAUGCAUGAUCUCUUCAACCACGUUCCGUUUCUGAAACGCAAGAAGAUACGGAUCAACGAAAUGUUGACGGGAUUUAUCAAUCGGCUGAAUACCUUACCCGUGAAUGGCGCUAUUUUACUAUCGGAGGAUUCGACGCAGGUUCUGCUGGUGGAGUCGUUCAAGGGAAAGUGGGGCUUCCCCAGAGGUAAAUCGGAGGGUAAAGAGGAUCCGUUCACUUGUGCCGUCCGUGAGGUAUACGAAGAGGUUGGUUACACGAUAAAAGCCGAUGUCAGUCAGUUAAACUACAUAGAUAUGAAACACAACAGACUCCAGAACUCACGGCUGUACAUCGUACCAAAUGUUCCCCAGAGUACGGUAUUUCGAACACAAACAAAAAGCGAAAUACGGCAGAUAAAAUGGUUUCCGAUCAACGCGCUGCCGGAUGAUAGUGGAGACAGCGGCGAUAUGUGCAUCAAGGAGGGAUUAAAAUUCUUCAGAGUGCAUCACUAUAUAGCGCAAGUGAAAGAAUGGAUCGUGAAGCAGCAGUACUCUCGAAGAAGAGCAACAUGGAGUGCAUCUGCUUAUGCGACAAGGAGGAAUCACUUCAGCCAAACAUACGUUCCUACUCAGGUUCACUUUAGAAACAACCAGAGUCCAUCGAUUGCAGAUAUAGGUAUUUUUAAUUAUAGGGAUUUUAUGCUAUGCUAA